Raphanus sativus (radish) is the source of this 2145-nucleotide messenger RNA. Its product is annotated as synaptotagmin-2. The record is from RefSeq and is a predicted model, not a curated record. The transcript has 11 exons. The coding region runs from base 241 to 1956 and encodes 571 amino acids. Gene Ontology annotation, molecular function: lipid binding. NCBI's taxonomy places the organism in Eukaryota, Viridiplantae, Streptophyta, Magnoliopsida, Brassicales, Brassicaceae. Gene Ontology annotation, cellular component: endoplasmic reticulum.
AACGCUCUUGAAAGUUUCUUAUUCCACACUGUCUUUUAAAAAUCUCAAAUAAAAUUUCUAUCAAGUGAUGAAAAUAGUAAAUAUGUUUAUAGUGUAAAUCGAUAGUAUUAAUUUAUAUUUAAAGUCCCCUUCAUCAAUGUGAUUUUCCUCUUUGUAGAUUUAAUUUCAUCGUGGUUCUAAGUAAGAAGAAUAGGAAGAGUUAUUUUAUUUCCUCUCCAGGAGAUUUGAAUUUGAUGAGAGAUGGGAAUCAUCAGCACAAUAUUGGGUGCGUUUGGUUUCGGAUUCGGGACGACGGUCGGGAUCGUAAUCGGUUACUACUUGUUCAUCUAUCACCAGUCUACUGACGUUCAGGAUCCUGAGAUCAAGCCAUUGGUGGAGUUAGAUUCCGAGACUAUAGCAAAAAUGUUCCCUGAAAUACCUUUAUGGGUGAAAAAUCCAGAUUUUGAUCGUAUUGAUUGGCUUAACAAGCUCAUUGGCCAUAUGUGGCCUUAUAUGAACAAGGCUAUUUGCAACAUGGCCAAGUCAAUUUCAAAACCAAUUAUUGCGGAACAAAUACCAAACUACAAAAUAGAUUCAGUUGAGUUUGAAAUGCUCACUUUGGGUUCAUUACCACCAACUUUCCAAGGAAUGAAAGUUUAUGCAACUGAUGACAAAGAAAUUAUCAUGGAGUUGUCAGUGAAAUGGGCAGGGAACCCUAAUAUCCUUGUUGCAGCCACAGCAUUUGGGUUAAAAGCAACUGUCCAGGUGGUUGAUCUGCAAGUGUUUGCUACUCCUAGGAUUACUCUGAAGCCACUGGUCCCAUCUUUCCCUUGUUUUGCCAACAUUUUUGUCUCCCUUAUGGAUAAGCCACAAGUAGAUUUUGGAUUGAAGUUACUUGGUGCAGACGUAAUGGCCAUUCCUGGCUUGUACCGAUUUGUCCAGGAACUCAUUAAAGACCAGGUUGCAAACAUGUACCUAUGGCCAAAGACUUUGAAUGUACAGAUAAUGGAUCCUUCUAAAGCAAUGAAGAAACCUGUUGGAUUGCUUAAUGUGAAAGUCAUCAAGGCAAUAAAGCUUAAGAAGAAAGAUCUUCUCGGUGGAUCAGACCCUUAUGUGAAACUAACACUCUCUGGAGACAAAGUUCCUGGUAAGAAGACAGUUGUCAAACACAGCAAUCUAAACCCUGAGUGGAACGAAGAGUUCGAUUUAGUUGUCAAAGAACCAGAGAGCCAAGAACUGCAGCUCAUUGUUUAUGAUUGGGAACAGGUAAAAGCAACAACAACUCUUGUUUUGAUACUAAUAUUCACAUUCUUAGUAAUCUCUGAUUUGCUAUUCUUCUAUCUUCUUGACCAAACUCAGGUUGGUAAACAUGAUAAGAUAGGAAUGAAUGUAAUCCUACUAAAAGACCUUACUCCAGAGGAACCAAAGCUCAUGACACUUGAGCUUUUAAAAUCCAUGGAACCAAAUGAACCAGUUAGCGAGAAAUCCCGCGGACAACUCGUUGUUGAAGUGGAAUAUAAACCCUUUAAAGAAGAUGACAUUCCAGACAACUUAGAGGAUCCAAAUGCAGUAGAGAAAGCACCUGAAGGCACACCUUCUGGUGGUGGAUUGCUUGUGGUUAUUGUUCACGAAGCUGAAGAUUUAGAAGGCAAAUAUCACACAAACCCUUCUGUUCGUUUGAUGUUCAAAGGAGAAGAACGUAAAACAAAGCGUGUGAAGAAAAACAGAGAACCAAGAUGGGAUGAAGAUUUUCAGUUUCCAUUAGAUGAGCCUCCCAUAAACGAUAAGCUUCACGUUGAAGUCAUAAGUACUACUUCACGAAUAGGUUUAAAUAUGCAUCCUAAGGAAACUCUUGGAUAUGUGGUGAUAAAUCUUGGUGAUGUUGUGAGUAACCGGAGAAUCAAUGAUAAAUAUCAUCUGAUUGAUUCCAAGAAUGGUCGGAUUCAGAUUGAACUUCAAUGGAGAACUUCUUCUUGAUAACAAAGGUUUGUGUUUCCUUCUCCAGAGGGCUGGCUGAUGACAGAACACUUUUUCUCUGGUUUCGAGUUCGUUGAGCUGUACGUAGUAGCAUCUCUAGAUUCGUUAACCGAUGACUUACUUUUAAGCGUACUAUAAAUCUUAAUUCACAUGGGCUUUCAUGGAAAUUACUGGGACAACUGUUUAUCU